Messenger RNA from Castor canadensis (American beaver), 1002 nucleotides. It is a transcript of the gene Odf1, whose product is annotated as outer dense fiber of sperm tails 1. Gene Ontology annotation, cellular component: outer dense fiber. Lineage: Eukaryota; Metazoa; Chordata; Mammalia; Rodentia; Castoridae. The record is from RefSeq and is a predicted model, not a curated record.
UGUGCCUGAUUUAAUUUUAAAAGAAACCUCUGAGAAGAGCGUAGAACAAUUUUUUCCCCCCGAGUGCCAUUUCCCAAAGGUACUCACAGAACAAUAAGGUGUGACUGUGAUGGCUGCACUGAGUUGUCUUUUGGACAGUGUUAGAAGGGACAUAAAGAAGGUGGACAGAGAAUUAAGACAAUUGCGAUGCAUCGACGAACUCAGCACACGAUGCCUGUGUGACCUCUACAUGCACCCGUACUGCUGCUGUGACUUGCACCCCUACCCAUACUGCCUGUGCUACUCCAAGCGGUCUCGCGCCUGCGGCCUGUGUGACCUCUACCCGUGUUGCCUGUGCGACUACAAGCUGUACUGCCUUCGCCCGUCCCUGCGCAGCCUGGAGAGGAAAGCCAUAAGAGCCAUCGAGGAUGAAAAGAGAGAGCUUGCCAAACUCAGAAGAACAACCAAUAGAAUUCUGGCUUCCUCUUGCUGCAGCAGCAACAUUUUAGGAUCAGUGAACGUGUGCGGCUUUGAACCUGAUCAAGUCAAAGUUCGAGUGAAGGACGGAAAGGUGUGCGUGUCGGCCGAGCGGGAGAACAGGUAUGACUGCCUCGGAUCGAAAAAGUACAGCUACAUGAACAUCUGCAAAGAGUUCAGCUUGCCGCCGUGUGUGGAUGAGAAAGACGUAACGUACUCCUACGGGCUGGGCAGUUGUGUCAAGAUCGAGUCUCCAUGCUACCCCUGCACGUCUCCCUGCAACCCCUGCAGCCCCUGCAACCCGUGCAACCCCUGCAACCCCUGCAACCCCUGCAGCCCCUGUAGCCCUUGUGACCCCUGCAAUCCCUGCUACCCCUGUGGAAGCCGAUUUUCCUGUAGGAAGAUGAUCUUGUAAAGUGUACAUUAAGAAACCAUGUCUUAGCCAAGUCAGGUACUCCAGCCAGGCAGCUCUUCCAGCAUUUCUCUUCCCCUUCCCAUGGCCCAUUUUGUAUAAGUACGUAGGAAGCUAAAUACAUAACUGCAAUC